AUGGAUUUUCCUAAGGAAAGAGGUCAUCAACAACCUGUAUUACCACCAGGCCCAACGCCUUUACCAACACCGCCAGAAUCGCGACAGCCAUCGCUAGAUCUAUCGCCAGAGCUAUCGCCAGAGCUAUCGCCAGAGCUAUCGCUAGAGCCGUCACAAGAGUCGUCGCAAGAGUCGUCGCAAAAACCAUCACAAGUACCGCCGCAAGAACCUUUGACAUCGGCAACGAGGAAGCAACUGCGCGACAGCUAUCGCAUGACCCAGUACAACAAUCAGAAGAAGGCGGAGAGACGCGCCAAGCAGGAGAAGAAAAGACUUGCUGCCUUUCCCUUGUCCUGGGUCCCAGUCGAGAACUGGGACAGGCCUAAAGUUCACCUUCGACAGUGGACUGGGUUUCUUCGAACCUCUAAUGAGGAUACCCAUAGCGACAACGAGCCGCCAAUGUCUAAUAGGCUAAGCAAAAGCAAGUUCGUCGACGCCGAGUUCUUUGAAGACGUAAAGAAAAUACAUGAGCAUGCGUUGGCACCUUUUCGGUAG
Messenger RNA from Fusarium sp. VM40, 534 nucleotides. NCBI's taxonomy places the organism in Eukaryota, Fungi, Ascomycota, Sordariomycetes, Hypocreales, Nectriaceae. The record is from the annotation of a GenBank genome assembly.